This is a messenger RNA of Talaromyces atroroseus, 7437 nucleotides long. RefSeq lists its product as hypothetical. Bases 1 to 7437 code for a protein of 2478 amino acids. The transcript has 2 exons. NCBI's taxonomy places the organism in Eukaryota, Fungi, Ascomycota, Eurotiomycetes, Eurotiales, Trichocomaceae. The record is from RefSeq and is a predicted model, not a curated record. Gene Ontology annotation, molecular function: fatty acid synthase activity; phosphopantetheine binding; 3-oxoacyl-[acyl-carrier-protein] synthase activity. Gene Ontology annotation, biological process: fatty acid biosynthetic process; secondary metabolite biosynthetic process.
AUGACUGCCAUAAUCGGUUUUGGCUGCCGCUUUGCUGGCUCGUCCACUUCGCCUUCACGCCUGUGGGAGCUACUGCAGCAUCCUCGCGAUAUUGCGUCUACCGUACCUCCAGACCGCUUCAACGCCGAUGCGUUCUACCACCCCGAUAGCGCGCAUAUAGGUACCACGAACACCAGGGAGGCCUACUUCAUCGACGGCGACGUCCGCGCCUUCGAUGCCGCCUUCUUCAACAUCUCACCGAACGAGGCCCGCGCCAUGGACCCCCAGCAUCGCCUCCUGCUGGAGACUGUGUACGACUCCCUCGAUGCUGCUGGACUACGCAUCAACAGCCUGGCCGGCUCUGAUACCGCCAUUUUCUGCGGCUCGAUGAGCGAGGACUAUUCAGCGAUCAUCAAUCUAGACCCGGAUACUAUGCCGCAGUACAAGGCUCUUGGAACUGGCAACUCCAUGAUGGCCAACCGGAUCUCCUACUUCUUUGACUGGAACGGGCCCUCAGUCGUCGUCGAUACCGCGUGCUCAUCUAGCUUAGUGGCAUUGCAGAUGGCUGCUGACGCGCUGCAAAAAGGCCAAUGUUCACUGGCAGUCGCCGCUGCCAGCAAUCUGAUCCUAUCGCCACACACGUUUGUGGCAGCCUCGACGUUACAGAUGCUCUCUCCAACCGGUCGCUGUCAUAUGUGGGACUCGCAGGCAGACGGAUUUGCAAGAGGGGAAGGGAUAGCGUCGAUAGUACUGAAACGCCUGCCAGAUGCCAUCCGUGAUGGCGAUCCUAUUGAAUGCGUUGUGCGCUCUAUUGGAAUCAACUCCGAUGGCCGUGGCAAAGGCUUGAGUAUACCAAAUAGCCUUGCUCAGGAGAAACUAAUUCUAUCCACCUAUCUUAGUGCCGGUUUGGAUCCAAGCCGCCCCGAGGAUCGCUGCCAGUUCUUUGAGGCACAUGGAACUGGUACGCAGGCCGGUGACGCAGAAGAGGCCUCUGCCAUUUACAACGCCUUUUUUCAAAAUUCCUCUUCAACGGUAGAAGAGGACCCAGAAAACUUUAUCUAUGUGGGAUCUAUCAAAACUAUCAUUGGCCAUACAGAGGCGACUGCUGGACUAGCCAGUGUCAUCAAAUCUUCACUAUGUUUACAACAUGGCCUCAUUGUUCCUAACUUACAUUUCCACCAGAUCAACACAAAUAUCUCCUCAUAUUUGUCGCGGCUUCGAGUGCCCACAAAAACGCUACCAUGGCCCAAACUUGCUCUUGGCGUUCCUCGAAGAAUUUCCGUAAAUUCCUUCGGGCUUGGGGGGACGAACGCUCAUGUUAUUCUGGAAAGUUUCGAUUCUAACCAACACUCCGAUAAUGUUUGUUCUCCUAUCUUGCAACAUGUGCCACUACCAGCACUUCCAUUUAUCUUCUCUGCUCGGUCCGAACAGUCUCUAGUUGCAGUAUUGAAACAAUAUCACCAGUACAUUCAGCAGAAUCGGCAUGUCAGCCUAGUUGAUUUAGCAGCGACUCUGUUCAUGUGCAAAUCUAAACUUAAGCAUCGAGCCAUUAUCUCUGCCUUCUCAACUGAAGAUCUGCUGAACAAGAUUUCAGCGAGGUUAGACUCACCUGAGACUGAUCUUGUAGACUUGACUAUACAACCGGGUCCUAGAAAACCUAGAUGUGCUGUAGGUAUCUUUACCGGCCAAGGAGCACAAUGGCCACAGAUGGGACUUAAUCUACUUUCUUCCAUCCCAGAUGCUUAUAUAGUACUUCAAAAGCUACAAGACUCUCUAAACCAGUUACCCUUACAGUAUCGCCCGACAUUCUCUAUGAUUGAUGAGCUAUCCGCCCCCGAAUCGUCAUCGAGAGUACACGAGGCGGCUAUUUCACUCAGCAUACGCACUGCGCUACAAAUAAUUCAGGUUGACAUUUUGCGUGCUGUGGGCAUAUCGUUAGAUGUCGUAAUUGGCCACUCCUCUGGCGAAAUCCCGGCUGCCUACGCCGCUGGCAUUCUCACAUCCUCAGACGCUAUUCGGAUAGCCUAUCUACGAGGACACAUCAUCUCCAAGCAUCAAUCUGUAGGAGGCAUGGUUGCGGUCGAUCUCUCAUGGGAUCAAGCCAAUGCAAUUUGUUCAGAUCCCGCCUUUUUGGGGAAAAUCAAUAUCGGAGCAUAUAAUUCACCGUCGAAUGUUACUCUUUCUGGUGACUCGGACGCAAUUGAUGAGCUGAAUUGGUUACUACAAAGUCUCAAUCAAAACCCUCGUGUUCUGAGGGUCGAUACUGCCUAUCAUUCACACCAUAUGUUAUUAUCCGCCGAACCGUAUCUUCGUGCUUUGGAGGAAUGCAAUAUCCAUAUCAAUCACUCAUCGUCGAUAGCGUGGUAUUCCAGCGUAUUUGGCGGCGACAAGAUCGACGUUUCUCUUCAAUCAAUUUUCUUGAAAGGAGAAUAUUGGAUGGAAAACAUGCUUCGUCCGGUCAUGUUCUGUCAAGCUGUAGCUUCUGCCUUCAAAGCAAACCCUCAUAUCGAUGUUGUCCUCGAGGUCGGCCCCAAUCCAACGCUGAAAAUUCCUUCAGUGGAAAUUAUAUCCUCUGUCUUACAAAGCGACGUUCAAAUUCCAUAUAUCGGUUUAGCGGAACGGAAUGAAAGCAGCACUCAAUCUUUUGCUAGGGCCAUUGGUUUGUACGCGGCACUCUCAGACACGGAAGCUAUAGAUAUCAAAAGCUAUAUAGCUCUCUUCAAGGAACAAAUCCAACCCAAUUUUCUUAAAGGUCUUCCGUUAUAUCCGUUUGAUCACACACAGUCAUACUCAGUGGAGUCUAGAAUGGUAAAUGCCUAUCUGCACCGUAAUUUACCACCAAAUUCCCUUCUAGGAAAUCUCACUUCAGACUCUCAUCGUGGCGAGUGGCGUUGGCGCAAUCACAUCAACACCGAGGAUCUGGCUUGGCUUGAGGGCCAUCGUGUUCAAUCGAACAUCGUGUUUCCUGCAGCUGGAUAUAUCUCGAUGGUAGUCGAGGCAAUAGAAAUAAUAUACGGAAGAGAUCGAAGCUUGCACUCGAUUGAAAUUGACGAUUUCGCCAUAGAUCGUGCAAUUAUCGUCCCCGUCGACAGAGUAAAAGGGGUUGAGACAUUAUUUCGAAUAGCAGCCCAGGACUCUACAGAUCACGUCGUACAUGGCAACUUUAGCUGCGUUGCCAGCUUCGGGGGAAUACUAAAGCCAUGCGUCUCCGGCCGAGUUAUUAUUGAAUUCGGAGAGUUAAGGCCAGAUCUUUUGCCACGAAAAGAUGAUGGUGAGGACGAAAUGAGACCAGUAAACACAGAGGAAUUUUAUGAUUAUCAGAAUGACUUCGGAUUGGAAUACUCGGGGCCUUUUCGAUCGAUUACGUACCUUGAAAGAAAAAAAGACGUCGCUUGUGGCUUCGUCUCAAACUGCGUGGAUGAGCAGUUACAUAUUCAUCCCGCGACUCUGGACGCCGCAUUACAUAGUCUUCUCGCCGCUGCCAGUUCUCCCGGUGAUGGACAGCAGCAUACAUUGAAUAUUCCGGUUGGAAUUUCUCGGAUAACCUUGAACCCUACUCUUUGGGGACCUAUAAGGGAAGAAAAGUUUAUAUUUCAAGCUUUUAUCACAGAACUGGGCCCCACAAAAUUAAGAGGGGACGUUCAUUUGUUCGAUACACAGGGUCAGGGAUUGCUAUCUGUAGAGGAUAUCAUUCUGCAUCCAAUCGUGGAGACCACACCAACCGAUAAUGAUAUGAUUUUCUCGACUAUUGUUUGGGGUCCCUUAAAGCCUACAUCAUGUUUGCUUGACCGAUCGCAAGCUAGGCUGAACAUCGACUGGGAAAUACUGGAAAGCAGAGCUCUCUCGUACAUUCGAGAUAUCAACACGAAACUAGACCAACAUCUGGAGUUCCAGGGGUCUCAAGUUCACACUUUGAUGAAGGGUAUAUUGAUGCAGAAUUGCGAGCUACCUUGCGUAUGUUUUGAUGGCAAGUUAGAUGACACAGCUAACUCUCCACACACCGAACAUACCAACAGUGACACGCGUGUGGAGCUUGAAAUUAUCGACGAAAUUGGAAACAAUUUGCUAUCCCAUGUUCUUAAUGAUGACGACGCCAUUCAGCAAAAGUCGCAAAGCCACACUAUGGUUAGAAGUCUCUAUUGCAAAAGUGAAUAUUUCAUAUCUUUGAUUGAUGAACUGGCGGGGCUAGUCAAGCAGAUUGUAUUUCGGUUUCCAUCUUUGAGAAUUCUGGAACUCGGUGCCGGAUCUGAAUGUUUUGCAGGACAUGUGAUUAAAAAGAUCAAUGGUUCGUAUUACUCUUACACUUACACUGCUCUUUCGGACGCUUUUUUUCACGAUGUCCAAUCAACCCUGCGCGAGGAAAAAGGCCGUGUCUUCUAUAAAGUUCUGGAUGUUGAAAGUGACCUUGUAGACCAAGACUAUGGGCAUUAUUUCUACGAUUUGGUAAUCGACACUCGAGGCUCUUUCCAAAAGGCGAAAAAUCGGAAGCAGGCUUUAAAAGGAAUCAGAAACUUGCUUAAGCCUGGGGGCUAUUUUGUCGGACUGCAGGUUAGCAAGCUUGAUAGUAUCUGGGCUUUGCUUAUGUCUUGUGCGUGUGGAGAAUUUUCGUUGUCGAGUGCCCAACAUGGUGAAGAUCAUUUUGACGAUGCAGUCAUGGGCAGUGAUGAGUGGGAAAGGGCAGCCAUAGAUGCAGGAUUUGAUACUUUUGGAAGCACCGAAUCUUCCCAUGGAAGAAAUUCCGGGCCGAUGCAUACCAUUCUCUGGAGGGCUUCAGAUGAGCAUCUUCGGUUGCUAGAAAAUUCGUUGUCUUCAGGCCGGAUAGAGGACAAUGAUUUGAUUGUGGUGGGAGGCACAACGACUCAGAUAUACCCCGUUGUCCUGUCUUUGAUACAAAAAUUGCGACCAUAUUUUCUGCGCAUCAUUCAUGCCGCUGACAUUGAGUCGUUGAAAAUACAAAAUGGGGUCACAGCGAAUUUUAUAUUGCUUAUUGAUGUGGAAGAACCUAUUUUCCAGAGUUUUACGAACGACAAGCUCGUCCGAUUUCAGCAAAUCAUGACGGUUGCUAGAACACUUUUGUGGGUAGCACCAAACCACGAUUCCGAAAACCCAUACUUGGGCAUGAGCAAAGGCUUUUUUCGGUCUUUGGUUUUUGAAUACCCCUUAUCAAGGAUUCAAUACCUUCAGAUACAACGCCUGGAAUAUGUUACUACAUCCUCAAUAUUCGACAUACUGAUGCGCUUAGUACGUACUAACAUUCAAAACGAGUAUAAAUUGCCUCAAGGUGUAGAUAAUCAUGAGUUGGAACUUAUGUUGGAUAGCAAAGGCGUCAUUAUGAUCCCUCGUCUGCAAAGGAGCAAUCCGCCAAACCAGCGAUAUUUAGCAAGUCGUUAUGUCCUUGACGAUAGUCAAGUGAGCUUGCGUGACUCUAUUGUGGAUGUCAUUGUCUCCAAUACAGUGAGAGAUAAUGUGCCUCAGUUUCAACUACUUCAUACAAACCAUUGGCAGACCAAGUAUGAAGCCACACAAUCAUCCAACUACAUCGAAGCGGAUUAUUCAACUUUGCAAGCAUUGCCGGUCGAUGGGGGUGGCUUUUUGCAUCUGAUGAUUGGCCAAGAUGCAGAAAAAAACACAGUUGCUGCGUUUUGCAGUCAACACGCUUCGCUUGUGGGAUCUAAAGAACUGUGGAGUCAGAAGAAACUCGAAUUUGACUUCUCCACCAUAUCAAAACCCAUGUUCAUAGAAGUGGUUGCACAAGCACUGUUGGCUUUCAAUAUCAUAAGCAAAACAAACCCCGGGAUGACCAUUUUGGUCCACGAGCCAAAGAUUGUUGGGACUGAAUUUCAAAGAAUCCUCUCUAUUAUAGGGGAAGAAAAAGGAAUCCACGUCUAUUUCAGUGUCAGCGAACAAGUAGAAGCUGAAAAUACGGCUCAUACUAUAUUCAUUCAUGCAAAGAGCUCGCUCCGCCAGCUUUCUAAGCAAUUACCAACAGAUAUUGCCUUGAUCAUACAGCUUAGUGACCGUCAUUCUACUCUUCUCUCUCGGAUUAAGUCACUUUUGCCGCUCGAAGUGAUACAUUUAAAAUCAACAGAUAUCUGCCGCUCCACUUCAGCUCUUUCGAAUGACAUGAACAUGCCGCUGCUUGAAAGAUUACUAAAUUCCGCUAUCGAAUUUGCGAAGUCGUACAGAUCCACGUCCAAAAGUACUGAUAUUACAAACAUUCAAUAUCUACCUAAUAUGUCAUUCUCUGAUUUGUCCAAACUCGAAAUCUUGGAUUGGACCGAUGCAGCCGCCGUGCCAGUACGGACUCGCCAAGCGAGUUCGUUAAUUAGAUUAUCGGCACAUAAAACCUACCUGCUUGUUGGAAUGACAGGUGAUUUAGGAAAGUCUUUAGCUGAGUGGAUGAUCUGUCGUGGGGCAAGGAACAUUGUGCUUGCUAGUCGAUCGCCCAAGCGUAGCUCACGAUGGACUCGUAAGAUGACUGCGCUAGGCGCACGAGUAGUCUUCAUGCAAAUGGAUGUGAGUGACAGGGAGUCUGUAUUAUGUGUUCACAAUAUACUUGAGCAGCUGCUUCCUCCAGUUGGUGGCGUCGUGAAUGGAGCAAUGAUCCUCAGAGAUAAUCUGUUCAGCAAUCUUACCCUUGAAAGUAUGCAAGACGUUUGGCGUCCCAAAGUGCAGGGAAGCAUCAUCCUCAGCGACCUCUAUCGUGACCCAGACCUCGAAUUCUUCAUUCUCAUCGGAUCCAUGGCAGGCCCAGUAGGCAAUCCAAGCCAGACUGCUUAUGGUGCUGCAGCCGAAUUCAUGGCCAGUCUUAUUCGUCAGCGACGUGAAAUUUUCAACCUCCCCGGCAGUGUUAUCCAUCCCGGAGCGAUCAUUGGGCUGGGCUACCUGGGACAUACUGGUCAGCAAGUCAAACGAGCGCUGAUUAACAGGUGGGGCCCAUCACAUCUGUCGGAACGCGACUUCCAUGAGCUGUUUGCAGAGGGUAUUCUCGCCGGAAAAAUAGACUCUGCAUGUAGUCCAGAAGUAAUCGCAGGUCUUAGACGGAUUCAUCCUAAAUAUUACCCUGACGCGUUGUGUUAUGCCGUACCAAAGAUGUGGCCUUUCAUCGUCUAUAGCGCUGAAUCCACGGCAAUUGAAGACACAAUGUCGUCAAAUAGCACUUUGACGUCGGUGAAAGCGCAGUUGCAACAUGCUAGCAGCCAAGAUCGAAUCUUGGGCACAAUAACAAGGAGUAUAAUAAACAAGCUUCUCCGCAAGCUCGGCUUGAAUGCAGAAAAACACCAACUUUCGGGACGAACAUACUUGACCGAACUGGGAGCUGACUCUCUAGUUGCACUCGACCUUCGGAGGUGGUUCCAUAAGGAACUGGGUGUUGAUAUUUCAAUUUUGGAGAUUUUAAGUGGUGUUUCAAUCGGCGAUCUGGUGCAGAGUGCUGCUUCAAAACUGGCAACAGGAUAG